Molecule: messenger RNA, 1584 nt
Organism: Penicillium subrubescens
Lineage: Eukaryota; Fungi; Ascomycota; Eurotiomycetes; Eurotiales; Aspergillaceae
Product: RING-H2 finger protein
Exons: 4
Coding region: 1-1584 (527 amino acids)
Source: RefSeq, a predicted model, not a curated record
AUGGGGCUGUGGUAUUCUUAUUCCUCUUUCUUAUCCUUCCUCUUUCUCAUCAUCUUGCCUGUGUUGGCGGACGUCUCGGUGCUGCCCACCAACAAUACACACGAUCUGGCCUGGUCCAGCUCCGCGAGCUUCCGCAUCCAGGGUUCCAGUCCACUCAGCGGUCACUACCUCGCCCCAUUGACGAAUUACCUCGCCAAUUUAUCUUCUAGCCAGGCCCAAGGUUUUAACGUCGCUGGCACGUUCGCUGAGGUGACUGCCACUAACUCUCUGGGCAAUCAUAGCACCCAGAUUGCGUGUAUUCCUUGUGACGACUCUUCUGUAAACUAUCCGGGAGAGUUGGGUGUCGACCAGACAGUCCAAAGUGUGAUUACCGCUGCCCAGCCUGCUGCAGCCAUCAUCCUCUACAGUACAUCUGCUACGCACUGCAGCUUGUCCACGAAUGAUCAAGCCGAGGCAUAUCGCUAUAUCUUCACGUUCAACGAUUCCACUGCUGUCGCUGCCCUCAAUCAAACCUUGACCACCGCUGCCAACAAGACUGCCACCAUCGUCCCAAUGUCGUAUCCAACCACCACGACGGUUGAUACCAGUGCCAGCGGCACUGGUGAUAGUCCCAACACAGCGAUGAUUAUCCUGUAUAGCAUCACAGGUAUCAUCACAGCCCUGUUCCUGGGCAUCAUCAUCACCGGCGCCGUCCGCGCUCACCGUCAUCCCGAGCGAUAUGGGCCUCGCCGGAUCGCCGGCCGACCUCGGCAAAGUCGAGCAAGAGGUAUAGCACAAGCCAUGCUUGACACCAUCCCCGUCGUCAAGUUUGGCGAUGACGAAGCCGUCGAUGCCGCCAAGCGGGACGUCGAAAUGGCCAACGCGGAUGAUCCCGCCCGCGAGCAUUCCCCUCCCCGCUCGGAUAGCAUCUCCGACAUCGGGCCGACACCACGCGAGUCCGAACUACCAACCAACAAGCAUGCGGUCACCGAACAGCCAGUCCCGACUACCACGACUGAAUCGAAUCCCAAUGCUGCCCCAGAUGGUGGUAACUUCUCCUGUCCCAUCUGUACCGAUGACUUCAUCAAGGGCCAAGACCUGCGGGUCCUCCCAUGCAACCAUCAGUUCCACCCAGAGUGUAUCGACCCUUGGCUUGUCAAUGUGUCCGGCACUUGUCCCCUUUGCCGCAUCGACCUCAACCCACCUAAACCCGAGGAGAAUGCCGAGGAAGGCGAGAUUGCCGACACACAAAACGCGGACAACGCAGCUGACGACACCACAACCGCAGCUGCCGCCGGCGCCCAAAGUAACAGACACUCCCACCGUCUAACAAAUUACCUCCACGGGCCCCUCAACGCCCGCCGCAUGCGCAAUGCCACCGUGGAAGAGCGUCUCGCCGCCCUCCGUCGCGUCCGCGAAGCCAACCAAGGCGAAGUCACCGGCGACGACGCCGUAACUCGACCAGCCCGCAACCGCCUAUCAACUCGACUCCGUGAUCGAUUCCGUAUCCGCACACGCGCUCACGGCGUCGAUACCACCAGCCCUGUCGAGAGUGGUGCGGCGACUCCCACCGUACCACCGGCUGCACACACCACCAACAACUAG